Diversispora eburnea is the source of this 681-nucleotide messenger RNA. The record is from the annotation of a GenBank genome assembly. Lineage: Eukaryota; Fungi; Glomeromycota; Glomeromycetes; Diversisporales; Diversisporaceae.
AUGGACUCAAAAGCAUUGUUGCAAAUGCUUACAGAUCCAAAUUUAAUGCAAAAGCUAAAUUUAUUAUUAAAUCAAGAUAAUAUAAUUGAAGAAAAUACAGAUAAUAUUACUAAAGCAAUCGAUAAAACAAUGAAAGAUGAAAAAGAAACAGAUGAUAUCAAAUCAUUAAUUUCAGAAGAUAGCUUUUUAAGAGAACACAAGGAAUGGAGGAAAAAAAUGAAUUUUCAAAAAUAUAAAGUAUGGAUUAAAACAGAAGUAGUUAUGGAAAAAAACUUAAAAGACAAAAUAGAUAUGAUUGAAGAUAUGGAAAAGGCAUGUAAAAUUGAAAUUGACGGAACACAAUUAAAUGAUAGUCCAUUAGGAGCCAAAACAUGUUAUUUUCCAAAAAAUUUAUAUGGAAAAAAGAAAAGAAUGGCAAUAGACUUCUUUGAGAGUAAAGAAGGAAAAGAUCAAGUUAUAAAUUUUGAAUGGACUGCAGGAGAAUUUAAAGUUAAAAUAGUGAAUUUAGCAUCAAAAAUAAGAUUUAAGCAAAAUUCAACAGAAAUUAAUGACUCUACAAAUAAAGAUAUUAUGAAAAUUUUGCAAGAAAUCCAACAAGAUGUACAAGAAAUUAAGGAACAGAUGACAGAUAUAAAUGGAAGAUUAAAACUUGUAGAAGACCAUUGUGCUCAGAAUUGUUAA